CUCUGAAUUUUAGUGAUAGAAAAUCCAUGCUAAAGCAGCGGGACCUAAGCCUGUCCCCGUGUAAACAGUCAUCACUGUCAAGCUGUGCCAAAGCUGUGUUCCAGGAUGCUCCCGAGGAAAGCCCAGCCUUUCUCUUCCCUCCUUCCUUGAAAUCCCAGCUGCCGUAGAAAUCCUUCUCUCCAACACCACUGGAACUCUCAGAAGCCUUUUACUUCUAACUGUAUAACCUUAAAAUUUGUGGAUGAAAAAGCCCUCUCUAACUGCAAUUCAUCUUCCUGGCUUGUUAGUGUAAGGAAAAGACACUGCAGGCACCUGACUGAAGAACAUCUGCUGAAACCCUUUGAGCUGGAAUGACCACUCAUUCAUGGCACUAGCAAUAUAAGAAAAUAUUAAACAAAAAAAAAGACACUGAGAAGAAAUUAAAGCAUUUAAAGGCUCAAACUCUGGAAAUAGCAGAAACUACUGGAAAAGAAGGCAAGACGCUUCAGUGUACAUCUGGAAACAUGAAAGAGUUCCUAGCCAAAGCCAAAGAAGACUUUUUAAGAAAAUGGGAAAGCCCCCCUCAGAAUACUGCUGGCCUAGAUGAUUUUGAGCGGCAAAAAACCCUUGGAACAGGAUCAUUUGGGAGAGUAAUGAUGGUGAAACAUAAAUCCACAGAACAGUAUUAUGCUAUGAAGAUACUGGACAAACAGAAGGUCGUCAAACUGAAGCAGAUAGAACACACACUGAAUGAGAAGAGGAUAUUACAAGCGGUGAACUUUCCUUUCCUUGUUAAACUGGAGUAUUCUUUUAAGGACAAUUCUAAUUUAUACAUGGUAAUGGAGUAUGUUCCUGGUGGAGAAAUGUUUUCACAUCUAAGAAGAAUCGGAAGGUUCAGUGAACCACAUGCACGGUUUUAUGCAGCUCAGAUAGUGCUAACAUUUGAGUACCUCCAUUCAUUAGACCUCAUCUACAGAGAUCUAAAGCCUGAAAAUCUUUUAAUUGAUCAGCAAGGAUACAUCCAGGUCACGGACUUCGGCUUUGCAAAAAGAGUAAAAGGCAGAACUUGGACGUUAUGUGGGACUCCAGAAUACCUGGCACCUGAAAUAAUUCUCAGCAAGGGUUACAACAAGGCAGUGGAUUGGUGGGCACUAGGAGUGUUAAUCUAUGAAAUGGCAGCUGGAUAUCCCCCAUUCUUUGCAGAUCAGCCCAUUCAAAUUUACGAGAAGAUUGUGUCUGGCAAGGUGAGGUUCCCAUCACACUUCAGUUCAGACCUAAAGGAUCUUCUAAGAAAUUUACUCCAGGUAGAUUUGACCAAACGAUAUGGAAAUCUCAAGAAUGGUGUAAAUGACAUAAAGAAUCACAAGUGGUUUGCAACUACAGAUUGGAUUGCCAUUUAUCAGAGAAAGGUAGAAGCUCCAUUCAUACCAAAGUGCAGAGGUCCUGGAGAUACCAGCAACUUUGAUGACUAUGAAGAAGAAGAUAUUCGUGCUUCUCUAACAGAAAAAUGUGCAAAAGAAUUUGCUGAUUUUUAGUAGGAGUAAGAGGACAAGAUGACAUCAGGGCUCACAUUGGGAUCUUUGCACUCUGUUAACAGAUGAGGUGGAGCUGAGACCAUCAUAUGUCAAAACAGUUACCUAGUUACUUCAUUCCACAAAGCUGACUGAGGUCUUUAUUGCCAUCUUCCAUGUGUGCAGUUUGCACCAACCCUUCUAACUAGGCACAAUUAAGCAAGCACUGUUUGUGCAGUAACACAGAAUAAUAGACCACUUUCCUACUUAACUUUGGUUUCUGUCGUUCUUUGUUUCUGUGUAUUGUUCAUUUUCCCCCUUUGAAAUGAAGUAGUUUUUUACCCAAGAAUGCUCCAUUUUAUUUUGAAUUAAUGUAUUAUUUGUGUGAGUGAAAUGGAAGGUGUUGCGGCUAGUGUGAUUUAGACUGAAGUGAAAGAUAAAUGUUGCUUCUAGUCUGUGCCAGCCAAUAAUUCAUGUCUGUCUUGUGUCUGAUGCUACAAUUUAUAAUAAUUUUUUAGUAGCUCAGACUAAACCUAGCCAACAUUUUUAGCAUUUUUGAAGGUAGUAUUUAUCGCCAUAUAAAUGUCUGCUAAAUUAACUUAAAAACAUUUCUUCUUGGAGGCUGACCAAAAUUCAGUAGAAUCAAUUGGAUGGCUUAAGUAGGGGACAGUAGCUAGACCCCGUGCCUUGGUUUUCUACAUCCCUGCAGUUUUCGUCACUGCCUCCUUCCUUUGUAUUUCCCACCUAGGCAGUAGGCGGGUUGCCAUAACCAGACUGUACCAUGGAGAGCUUGCAGUCUCGUCAGAGGGAGUAAUUCCACCUGGUCUGGACUUUGGACCAUAUUAAACCAAGUCAACUUACCAGCAUUUCAGUUGGCAGGUGUGAAAUGGCUUGUUUAAGAUCAAGAACCCUAAACUCUUAAAGGAAGUUUUGGUCAGUACUGUAGAGAAUUCAUUUUGAUUCACUUUUUCUUCUUCUGUUUUUUUCUUAUUUUUUUAAAAGUAGCCAAUGUUUCGGCUCCCAAAGUAUUCCUUGCUUCAAGCCUUUUUUGACUAAAAAAGGCAUCCAUUAGAAUAAAAACCAUCAUGCCACAGAAAGCAAAAUGCGCUCUGCCAUUAGCUAUGAAAAACAAAUGGUUUAGCAAAUGCAAAAUAAUGUUCUAGAUGCAUCGCUGGAUGAACACGGUUAUUUUUUGUUAGCUGUUAAGAAUAAGAGGUUAUUGCCAAGUUUUUAUUCUGGUAUACUAUAUUAGUAAACUGAGGAUGGAGUACUGCUACAAUCAUUUUCUUUUUAAUUACAGCACUUCAUUCAUGAAGAAAAGAGAUCAAGUUUAAAAACUGCAACAGCUGAGUUUAUUUUAGUUGCGUUGUGUCUUCAUUUCUAACCUACUUUCUUUCAAUCAAUCAGAAUGUAUGGUCACACAGAUACAAGUAUUUGGGUUUAAUUAUGUUUUGUAUACUCUCACCAACUGACUUAAAAGGUAUUGCUACCAUGUGCUAGCUUUGGGCACUUUUACACAUUUAUUUCAAUGUUAAUAAUCAGCGGCUCAGCACUUUUUUCGGGGUUGCUUUUAAACUUAUUCAUAGUAGUUUUAUUUGAACACUUGGUUCUGGCUGUCUCAGUGACCUGUCUUAAAACAGCACAUCUAAAAGUUUAAACUAGACUCAUGUUUUAUGAUAAAUUUACAUGCAUACAAGGAUGAAUUGUUUUUUUAAAAAAUGAGCUAUAUUGAUACAUAGCCAUUGGAUUUGUUUGAAUGCCAGUGCAAAUAAACAGCUGGCGUUCCUUCCUUUUAAUCUGUACGACGCUCCUAAAAGAAAGGCCUUUGUAGACAUUUUACAAAAGAGUAUGAAACAUACCACCCAAUGUUCUGUCUGUUUAGGUUGUUGAGCAUUUUUGCACAACGUCAUUAGGAGGCUGACACUGAAUGCAGUCUUUGUCCACCCAUAUUUACAUACAUGCAAGAAAAGUAUAAGAUACUUUGCUGUAGCAAAUUUUAUGUAACAAAGAUAUAUCGUCACAUUAAUAAAUUUAAAGAAAUCCUUUGUAUGAAAAUGUUAAAAUCUUUUGUAUUUCAUUUAGACCAAGGACAUGCUGCUGUAUGCUAGCUGUAUGCGAUAAAUUCUACAGUAACUUUGUUGUCGUUUAUGAACUUUAAAAGAUUUUAAUAAAUGUUGAAGAUCACAA
Molecule: messenger RNA, 3677 nt
Organism: Melospiza melodia melodia
Lineage: Eukaryota; Metazoa; Chordata; Aves; Passeriformes; Passerellidae
Gene: PRKACB
Product: protein kinase cAMP-activated catalytic subunit beta
Exons: 12
Coding region: 504-1514 (336 amino acids)
Biological process (GO): protein phosphorylation
Cellular component (GO): nucleus
Molecular function (GO): protein serine/threonine kinase activity; ATP binding
Source: RefSeq, a predicted model, not a curated record